UAGAAGCAGCUAAAAACAACGAUACGGUGCAGGUCUUUCAGUGUAGUUAUUUCUUGUCACGCUUCAGCCUUGGAAAAUAUUUGUUUUUUCACAACAUAAACGUUUUCAAUAUAUUCAUUCAAGAAAAGUCACACCUUGGGAGUUUUAUUGAAGACUUAGUUGUUAGCUAUCUGUCUAGUUUUGCAUGAGAACGCAACUCAAGGGCAGAAUAGUGAAAAAACAUCAUCACGGCGGGCUCAAGCACAAGAAUAACUGCACAUGGUGGUUAUGUUUCUACGUUCAUCAGCCAACAAAGCCUCGUAUCCUAGGGAAGACCAGCAGUCUACGAUGCAACAACCAGAGCCAGGUGUUCAACAGAGAGAGAUGGAAGAGCCUCUUCAGCACAUUGGGACCAAGUCUCAAUCUACAAGAUCAAGGUCAUCAAAACAGUCAAGCAGAUCCUCAACGGCGAGUUCUGCAGCCAUCAAAGCACGUGCCAAGGCGGACGCAGCACAUGCUCAAGUCUCCUAUGCUGAGAAGGAAGCUUCUGUGACAUGCUAGGCCCUACUUUGCUGAACUUCCAUUUGAAGUAGAGAAACAAGAGCUUAGUGUUGACCAAGCUACAUGCCAUAAUCCAGAAAGUAGCAAACGGAGCAAGAGAAGAGACUCUCCCGUUCAAAAGAAAUGAACAGCAGCAUGGUGGAAAUGGAAAACAAGCCCACUUCCAGUCACACACACAAAGCUUUCCUGAGUCACAAGUGUCACCAGACCUCAUCAAGUACCUCCUACGCCGUGAGAUGGUGAGUUCCGGACUCCUGAAGUUUGAUGAUCGCCCUGAAACUUCUCGAACUGGAGUGUGCUAGAGUAGAAGGGUACCUUCCAGGCCUCGCUUAGCUGGACACAUCUCGGGGGGUAAACCCUAUUGUAGAGAUACUUCCAUUCAGUUUACAAGAAAAAUGGAUAGCACAGGGAUCCAAAUAUAAGGAGGACUAUCGGGUAAAAUUCCCACCAUUCUCGUUCUUCUCGAGAUUCAUCAGGAACCAUGCGAAAACUAGAAACGACCCCAGUUUCACCCUCUACACUUCAACUAACCAGGUGUCUAUGAAAAGUGAGAAACCUGCCAGGUACAGCAGCAAGACACCUGUGACUGUAUACAAAACAGAUGUGUCAUCUGAGCCCUCAGACCAUCAAGCCAAACCCAGUAAGACAAAGGUUGAAAACCCUGACCAUCACUGCCCAAUACACAAGCCUCAUCCUCUUAAAAGGUGUUGUGGGUUUAGAUACAAAACUCUAGAUGAGCGCAAAUUAUAUCUCAAAGAGAAUGGCAUUUGUUUCCGAUGUUGUGGGUCAACUCAGCACUGAGCUAAAUACUGUAAGGUGUCAAUCAAGUGCUCUGAGUGUGACAGCGACAGACAUCUUGCUGCUCUGCAUCCAGGCCCAGCCCCUUCAAUUCAAAUACAGACACUGCUACCUCAGAGAAAGAGCAUGGCGGGGAGCAAGGUGACAAUGCUCUUCUAUCUGUCACCUCAAAGUGUACAGAGAUCUGUGGUGAGGCAGUCAAAUCCAAGAUCAUGUUCAAAAAUAUGCCUAGUCAAAGCUUAUCCAGCUGGGAUAAGAGAGAAAGCUGUCAAAAUGCAUGUAGUGCUUGAUGAACAGAGUAACAAAUCUCUGGCCAAGACAGAGUUUUUCAACAUCAAUGAGAACUUUGCUCCAUACACCAUGAAGACGUGUUCUGGGGUAACAGAGACUUCAGACAGGAGAGCCGUCAACUUCAUGGUGGAGUCUAUAGAUGGACACAUGCAGCUCACUCUCCCUACUCUGAUAGACUGUGAUAUGAUGCCAGACGAUAUGAUGGAGAUUCCCUCCCCGACAUUGUGUAUCAUCAUCCCCAUCUGCAACCAGUUAUGGACAAAAUUCCAGCUGUGGGCCCAGACGCUCCCAUCCUCCUGCUCUUAGGACGAGACAUCUUAAGGGUACACAAGGUACGAGAGCAAAUCAAUGGGCCCCAUGACACUCCUCAUGCACAGCGACUCGACCUCGGGUGGGUCAUCGUGGGUGAGGUCUGUCUGGGAACGGCUCACCGACCAGCCAAUGUUAACGUGUUCAGGACAAACAUACUUCAAAAUGGUCGCACAUCCUAUCUGAGCCCUUGCCCUGACAUCAUCCAGGUAAAAGAGAACUACAGCAGCACAGCUCAGAAACGCAUCUCUCCCUCUACAGUGCACUCGAGAGAUCCAAGCACAACUGUGAACACAGACAGCCUGGGAUGUUCCGUGUUCGACAAAACACAAGACGAUGAUAAACCAGCACCAUCAGUGGAGGACAAAGCCUUCUUGGACAUUAUGGACAAACAGGUUUUCCAGGAUGAUGGAAACAACUGGGUGGCUCCACUACCCUUUCACCCCACUAGACGUCGCCUCCCUAAUAACAGGGAGCAGGCCAUGAACCGUCUCACAUCAGUUCGCAGGACUUGCGUCAUUUUAUUGACUUCAUGCAAAAGAUGCUGGAUAACGACCAAGCCGAACCUUCACCGCCACUAGAGGGAGACAAAGAAUGUUGGUAUCUGCCCAUAUUUUAUGUUUACCAUCCACAAAAGCCUGAACAAAUAAGAGUAGUAUUUGACUCCAGUGCUAAGUGUCAAGGCGUGUCACUUAACAAUGUUCUGCUCAGUGGUCCAGACCUAAACAACACACUCUUGGGUGUCCUAAUGCGUCCCCGCAAGGAUUGCAUUGCACUAAGAGCAGAUGUACAACAAAUGUUUUACUGUUUUGGUGUGCGUGAGGAUCACAGAAAUUACUUAAGGUUUCUCUGGUAUGAAGACAACAACCCAGAUAGAAACAUAACUGAGUACAGAAUGAAAGUCCAUGUAUUUGGGAACAGCCCUUCACCAGCCGUAGCCAUCUACUGCAUGAGACGAGCAGCGCUACAGGGUGAGAAGGAACACGGGACAGAACCCAAGCAAUAUGGAGUGAGGAACUUCUACGUCGAUAAUGGUCUGACAUCAGUAGCUACUACAGAAGAAGCUAUCAACAUUCUAAGAAAAACACAAGCAAUGUUGGUGGAGUCCAACAUGAAACUACACAAGAUUGCAUCCAAUAGCAAAACAGUUAUGGAAGCCUUCCCUAUGGAGGACUGUGAGAAAGACUUAAAAGAUCUGGACCUAGGAGUGGAUCCUCUCCCCUUUCAACGGAGUCUGGGACUUUCCUGGAACCUGGAAACAGACAGCUUCUCAUUCCAGGUGUCCCACAAUGAGAAGCCUUUUACGCGGAGAGGCAUCCUAUCCACAGUGAAUAGUCUUUAUGACCCCCUUGGGUUUGUGGCUCCAAUAACAAUGCAAGGUAAAGCCUUAAUCAGAGAACUCUCUUCUGAUCAGAGUGAGUGGGAUGCCCCUCUUCCCACAGAAAAAGAAGAGGAAUGGAAAAUGUGGAAGGAAUCUUUGAUGGAGUUGGAACAUAUGUAUAUUCAGCAGACCUACAUCCCAGUCUCCUUGUCUACCACUCAAAGAAGAGAGCUACACAUCUUCUCGGAUGCCUCUACAGUAGCCAUAGGAGCGGUAGCCUACCUGAGAGUUAUUGACUCGGAAGGUCAAUGCCAUGUUGGAUUUGUCAUGGAGAAAUCUAAAUUGGCCCCUCGUCCGGCCCACACUAUCCCACGCCUAGAACUGUGUGCGGCUUUGCUAGCUGUUGAGAUGUAUGAACUGAUCAAAGACGAAAUUGACAUUGAUGUAAAUGCGGCCAAGUUCUACACAGACAGUAAGAUAGUUCUCGGUUACAUCCACAAUGUCACCAAAAGAUUCUGUUUAUGUUGCCAAUAGGGUAACUCGCAUCAGGAAGUCUACCCAUCCAGAUCAGUGGUGUUAUGUAAACACUGACAGCAAUCCAGCAGACCAUGCAACCAGGCCCACACUUGCUGCGCUCUUAAAGCACACCAGUUGGUUCUCAGGUCCACCGUUCCUUACCCAAACAAACUCGAGUAAGCCUGAGAACGUACAUUUUGACCUUAUAGAGCCUCACGCAGACGCAGAGAUUCGACCAGACGUCACUGUCUUUGCCUCUAAGGUUUCUGGAGCUCAACUCGGCUCUCAUCGCUUUGAGAAGUUCUCAAGCUGGAAAGCCCUCAAUCAAGCCACAGCAUGACUCAUUCAUGUUGCCAGAUCCUUCCAUGAAGGUGCGGACAACACCAGCUGCAGAGGCUGGCAUGACUGUAAUAAACCAUGCGGUACAAGUGAGUUGUCACAAGCCAAAACAGCAAUCAUUCACUGUGUGCAACAUGUGAAAGGAAUUAGCCUUCAGAGAGGAAUUAAAUUGCCUUGAAAAAGGAAAAGAGUUCCCAAAGCAAAGUACACUGAAAAAGCUGAACCCAGUGAUUGAUGAGGAUGGGUUGCUGAGGGUGGGAGGCCGCAUAUCCUCCGCCGACGUUACAAGACGAAAAACAUCCUCUCAUCAUCCCACGGACACAUCAUGUUGCCACUCUGCUGGUAAGACAUUAUCACGAGCAAGUGGCUCACCAAGGCCGUCAUUUUUCAGAUGGAGCUAUUCGAGCAGCAGGCUUCUGGAUUAUUGGGAGCAAACGUCUGGUCUCUGGUAUCAUUCACAAGUGUGUCACCUGCCGCAAUGUUAGAGGGAGGUUAGUUGAACAAAAGAUGGCUGAAGAUUUUCUGCCUCCAUUUUUCAUAAGACGUACAAAGCCUUGGCUUUAUCAAUCAGAGCACCUAACGUGUUGGCUUACCAGGCAUAGCUACUGGAGGAUGUGGGGAAGCAACUGAAUCAACUGGACCCUGAAUCAGGAUGCUUGGGAUGAGAUCUGUAUGAUUACGGAUCUAAACCUCCAGGCCACCCAUAAUGCCAUCCGUCUGUGGUUGCACCAUGAGCCUGGUGGUGGUGGAUGAAAGGGCACUUUGUCUGUUAAGCUGGACAAGCUUAGCCAAAGAGAAAGUGGAGCUCCUGGAUGUCCCUGUGACACCCAAAGAUUUGUUCGGCCUUGAUGUCGUGUGAUGUGUAAGAAGGAAGCCGAAGCCCGUUGGUCACUGCAACUCGACCUAGCCUCACAGCAGGGAGGGGGCAACAAGCUGGCUUUGGGGGCCCCAAACCCCCGGCGACUCAGCAGACUACACUCUUAGAAAAAAGGGUUCUGCGGCUGUCCCCAUAGGAGAACCCUUUUUGGUUCCAGGUAGAACCCUUUUUGGAACCCUCUGUGGAAAGAAUUCUACAUGGAACCCAAAAGGGUUCUACCAUCAACCAAAAGCACUGCAAAAAUUGAAAUCUAAGUAAGAUUAAAUAUGGUAAAUCAA
Messenger RNA from Oncorhynchus nerka (sockeye salmon), 5269 nucleotides. RefSeq lists its product as uncharacterized. The record is from RefSeq and is a predicted model, not a curated record. NCBI's taxonomy places the organism in Eukaryota, Metazoa, Chordata, Actinopteri, Salmoniformes, Salmonidae. The coding region runs from base 2471 to 3793 and encodes 440 amino acids. The transcript is spliced from 2 exons.